GGUCACACUGAGCCGGUCCUCAGCUUCGCCUGGAAAAAAUUGAUCAGCUGAAAAAAACGUUUCUAGAAAAUCUAAAUAAAACGUCAAAGACAAUUUGCAAAAGUAAUAACUAAAAAAUCAAUUUAUUAAAAAUAAUACGUGCAUUUAUUAAAUAAGUUAAAGAAAAAUAACAACGUGCUUACAUAUUUUUUGAGAACCAACUAGAACAAAUCAAGAACAACAACACAACGUUUAAUCGCAUUUCUACGGCUACGUGUUCCUUAACUAAUAACUAAUAAUAAAUCUUAUAGUGCAACAAGUGAAUUUAAAAUUAUAGUAAAGUGCAAAACAUAGAGAGAGAGAGAGAGAGAUCGAUAGAGUGCGUGAGUGAAAAAGAGACGAGUGCGUGAGUGAUUUGUGAUAAGCUAUGUCCGCUUCCACACGUAAUAAACACUCCAAGCAUGGCAAUACGAAGCUCGACAUAGACAAGGACGAGUUCGAGCGCAUUCGCAAAGCUCUCGACAACGAAGAGUUCCGUAAAUUGUUCUUCGAUUACGUCGACGAAAUACAAGAUCCGGAGAAUCGCAAGCUCUACGAACAGGAGAUUGCACAGCUGGAGAAGGAGCGUGGCGUUGACAUCACGUUCAUACACCCAAAGCCGGGCUUUGUCGUUAAAACGGUCAUCGAUGGCGAAAUCAAGUGUUUCAUCAACAUUGCCUCCUCAGUGGAGGUGGCCAGACCCAACAACGAGAUGAUGGUUAACCCGGACACCGGGGAACGUGGUCUCAGCUGGUCCAUUCCCAUGGCACAAGCGCCGCCGCAUGAUGAUGUGGAUGCCAAGCAGAAGUUGUGCAAGGUUUACGAUGUGGUCUUUCAUCCGGAUGCACUGCAUCUGGGCAAACGCAAUGCAAAGUUUCGCCAAUGCCUCUUGGACACCGCCCUGGAUGGCGUGGAGCGGGAGUAUAAUGUGAAACUGGAUCGGGCGAAUCUCAAGUUCCCCAAGCUCGACUACAAGGGCAUCGCACGUCCCACUGUGAUACGCAAGCUGGCCAAGAAUGCCAGCGAAGAGGAUCGCGAACCGCAUCCCCUGGAGCAUAUGUACCCCAAGAAGCCAGACACUGAGAAUCCAUUGCCCAAAGUGCUGCCCAUGAAGACCAAGAUCACCGCACCACCCAAAUUCACGGUGCCCAAGUAUAGCAUCAAGCAAAGCCACGCUGUCGAUCUGUCCGAGUACACGGAUGAACUGGACGCCAAGCUGCAGGCCACUGUGCCCAGUUCCCUAGUUGUCGAGAUCGAACUGCCGCUACUCAACUCCACGGCAGACUGCCAGCUGGAUGUGACAGAGAAGUCAGUCUACUUGCUGAGCGAGCGUCAUGGUGCCAAGUAUCGCCUAAAGCUGGAUCUACCCUACAAGGUGGAUGACAAAGCUGGUAAUGCACGCUUCGACACCGAGCAGCGACGUCUGUGCAUCACGUUGCCUGUGGUGCGUUGCACCGCCCGGCAACAGCGGCAAAUGCAUGACUCUGUGCGUCUGCUGAGUCGUGAGGACAGUGGCGUGGAGCUGAGCUCCCACAGCGAGCACAGCGAGUCGCCCGCCGAGGAGGAGGAGACAGAAGUCGAAGGCGAAGGCGCAGCUGAGACCAGCGAUGCCAUCGUGGAACAAUCCCCAGCUACCAAUGCAUUCCCACCCACUGCCGAAGUGUCGCCCCGCUCGUUCCUACAACAUCAUCUACAUUACCAGCUGCCCGCCAAGUUCGAUUGCAAUGUGCUGGACAAUGUGAUGGCCUUUGUGCUGCACGUGCCCAACGUACAACCAGAUUCCAUACAGACGCUGCAGCUGCCACGCAGUCUGCAUCUGCAGUUCGCCUCUAUGGGCAGCGGCUAUUAUCCCACACAUUAUGCUCUGUUCGUGCAGCUCAGCGAGGAGGUUGAUCCUCAAUUGGUCAUCGAUCAUGUCGAGGCCGAUGCCUCUGAUGAGAAUGUGGUGUUGAGGCUGUAUAUGAGCGCUGGUUGCGAGACUAUGCCAAGCUAUCUGGCUGGAUCCGAUAGCAAUGAUCUCAAAGAGUAUGCGUUGGGCCAUCACAAGGACAGCGACGACGAAGAGUUGGAAUGCAAGCAGUCGCUGCAGGUGAGCAUGGAUCACAAUGAGCUUGAGCAGGCUGUGGAGGUGACCAUUGCACCGCCAGACAGCAUGGACGGCAAGGAAAAGGGUGCUGGUGGUGAGCCACAUCCCCAAGCGGAGGUGGAGGAGGAGCACGAGCAACUGCAUCAGCACAAGAAGCCUAACAAGAAGCAGCGUAAGCGCAACAAGCGUUCGCUGUCCGAGUCCGCUUGCGAGGACCUUAAGGCUGAGGAGCAACAUCACGCCCAACAGCAGAAGCAGCAAUCGGAGCGGCAGCAAAUGAAGCACUCGACUCCGGAGCAAGUGGCAACGCAGCCGAUGGCAACGUUGAAGCUGCCGCAGCGCAAGCAACGCAGCUUCUCCGAGUGCAAUGACAGCAGCGGCAGCAGCAGCGUGCAUCAUCGCGGCAUCCUCAAGCGAUUCAGUCGCUAUGGACCACGUCCCUCUAUGUCGGACAGCUGCUCGUCCAUUGAUGACUACUCCUCAUCGUAUUCGUGCUCGGUGGACGCAGCGGGCGCUGGUUUCUCUCAAUCAUUUGGCGGCAUACCCGAGGAACGUGUCGGGGGAGAUGACGCAGGUCUUUCGGAGAGCUGCAAGAAGACUGUUAGAUUUAAUGAUCACAUCAUGAAGCAAGUGUUUAGACUCGAUUCGAGCAUUCUGGGGCAACGGAAGAAGAAUCAAAAGCGUCGCGAUUGCAAAUUGCGGGCACAGCAGCGUCGCCUCAGCGAGGGCGAUUCAGCGGAUUACGAAGACAGCGUCGUCACUGGCCAGCAGCAGCAGCAAUCCGUUCACAAGACUGCUGGCAACGCACAGUAUUUCAAGCAGCAGAAUCAUCGUCAUGGCAAGGAUAACAAGAAGCAUGCCUUCCAUGACAGCGGCCUCGACUUGACUGGCGGAGGUUCCUCAACUAAGUGCAACAAGAAUUACAACGAAGAGGAGAACAAACGAAACGAGGCAGACGCUAAGAACGCAAUGAUGUUUGAAAUGGACGAAGACGAUGAUGAUGAUGAGAUGUAAGAACUCAACUACAAAGUAACAAAAAUGAAAGUUUUGGAGGCAAGUUUUCAAUUUUUUGAAACCACUUUUUAUUGUACUAAUGGCUUUUUUGAGAGUUUCAUAUUGUUUUUUCUCUUUUUUUUGAAUAAAUGUUAAGACACUCGCUCAAUUUAAAAAUAACCAUAUACAAUUGCAAAUUGUUUAGGUGCAAUCAGGGCAAAAACCACAAAAAAAAAAGAAUCAAAAGAUCAAAAAUUGAAAGAAAACAAAAGAA
Messenger RNA from Drosophila sulfurigaster albostrigata, 3371 nucleotides. RefSeq names its product protein kintoun (gene Nop17l). Gene Ontology annotation, cellular component: cytoplasm. Gene Ontology annotation, biological process: axonemal dynein complex assembly. Lineage: Eukaryota; Metazoa; Arthropoda; Insecta; Diptera; Drosophilidae. The transcript is spliced from 5 exons. Bases 407 to 3118 code for a protein of 903 amino acids. The record is from RefSeq and is a predicted model, not a curated record.